Colletotrichum truncatum is the source of this 3609-nucleotide messenger RNA. RefSeq names its product kinesin light chain. Gene Ontology annotation, molecular function: catalytic activity; protein binding. NCBI's taxonomy places the organism in Eukaryota, Fungi, Ascomycota, Sordariomycetes, Glomerellales, Glomerellaceae. Gene Ontology annotation, biological process: nucleoside metabolic process. The record is from RefSeq and is a predicted model, not a curated record.
AUGUUUUUCACCGGUGAUGAUGACGAGCUAGACUCCAAGGCGUGCACUCGUUCUACAAUCCGAGAUUCCAGGUCAACAUGGGAGUCUCCUCUCACAUUCGAUGACAACAAUCGAAGUGGCGAAGAGGCACUGGGUGCUCGAUUGGAAAUUUACGACCAUUUUGAGAGUAUCAAAGAACAACAUCAAGAGUUGCACGCAUCGAUCCUUUUGGAGCCUGGGUAUAAGAGUCUCGCAGCCUUUGCUUGCAAAUGGUACAACGUCCCAAGCAUAGAAGAUUUGAUUCAUUUUGUCACCGACUCGGAUGGUGUAUAUGAUACGAAUUCCGCGUCUGACAAGACCACUCGACCCUGUCGCCAGGACUUCCAGAUUGCGGUGAUAUGCGCUCUGCGCCUCGAAUAUGACGCCGUCGCCUUGGCUUUUGAUGAAUCUUGGGAUGAAGACGAGCACGAGGUCGAGACUGCAAUAUGGGAUUAUAGCAUGAAAAAGAUUGGCCGGAUCGGAAGCCACAACGUCGUCCUAGCGCUUCUUCCUCAAACGGGAAAGGCUAGCGUGGCUAGCGCAACAGUCGGUCUGCGACUUGUCUACCCCAAAUUGAAGUUGGCCGUCUUGACUGGUAUUUGCAGUGGAGUGCCCAGCCCAGGGACCAACAAGGAAAUUCUUCUUGGGGACGUGAUCAUCAGCAAGAGCAUCGUGCAAUAUGAAGGGGGUCAGUUCGCCCGGAAUCACACUGUCGAAAAUAACCUCGGCCGAACGAACAAAGUCACACGGUUUCUGCUCGCAACCUUUGAGACACACCUUGGGCUGAAUGACCUCCAGCGCCGGACCGCCCAGAUCCUGGCACAGAUCCAGCAGAGGGCUAAAAGUAAUGGACACCGCACUCUAUACAACUGUCCUCCGGCGACAGAGGAUAAACUGUUCGAACCAGUUUACCUACACAGGCACCGUGACCAACGGAUGUGCUCCUGCAACGAGUCAGGUGCCUGCUCAAGCGCACGUAUCACUUCCUGCGAGCAGCUCCAGUGUGAUGUGGGACGUCUUGUUCCACGAGAGCGCCUCGAGAGGAAGAUAAGCCAAGAGAAGGAGGGAUAUACCACCUUAUUACAGGAGCCUCGUAUAUUCUUUGGCCAUAUAGGAUCGGGCGAGGCUGUGAUGAAGUCGGGCGAACAACGCGAUAGGAUCGCUGAAGAGCAUAGUAUCAUAGCUUUCGAGAUGGAAGGAGCGGGUGUGUCGGAAGAGAUCCCAUGUAUCGUCAUCAAGGCUGUUUGUGACUAUGCAGAUAGUCACAUGAAAAAGAAAUGGUAUGCCUUCGCGGCUGCAGCAGCGGCCUCUACGAUGAAGGCAUUUCUUGAGCGCUACCCCCAAACAGAUGCGCCAUCAGCCGCCAGAACAUGGUUCCUUGUCCCAUACUCGGAGAAUCCAGACUUUGUCGGUCGAGGCGAUGUCCUUGAGACCAUCAGGCAGCGUCUCAGACGUAGUCAAAGCCAGACCACCACACCGGGGUCGAGAGUAGCUGUUUACGGCCUCGGCGGUAUUGGAAAGACACAAGCAGCGCUGGCGUACGUGUACUGGCUAAAAGAUGCCCGUCCGGAUGUGUCCGUGUUCUGGGUCCAUGCCAGCAAUGCGCAGCGGUUCCACCAGGCUUUUGCGUCCAUCGCCAAAGAGUGCAAUAUUCCUGGAUGUGACGACCCCAAAGCUGACCUGCUUAUGCUUACCAAGAAAUGGUUGGAGGACAAGGAGCGAAACCAGUGGCUGAUGGUGGUCGACAAUGCCGACGACACGCAGCUCUUCUUUCAUGCAGGGCAUGCGAGCGAUGUAUUGACUGGUACGACAGAAGCAGAAGGCAACUUGGGACGCUACAUACCCGUGUGUGCUCACGGGUCGAUUCUCAUCACUACAAGAGAUAAGCAACUCGGAGCCAGGCUCGCCUUGGGAAAGCCUCCAAUUGAGAUCAGCAGGAUGGCCUACAAUGAAGCAACCCAGCUGCUGCGCUUAAUGCUUGACGACGACACAAUUUCCACGGCGGAGACAUCGCUCCUCUCGGCCAGGCUGGAGCAUCUACCACUAGCACUCGCGCAGGCGGCAUCAUACAUACAAGAAAAUAGCAUGUCGAUCAACGAUUACAUCCGGAUAUUAGAUGAGAGCAACACCGGCUUAGUUGAUUGCUUGAGCGAGCCGUUCGAAGCUAGUGGAAGGGAUUCAGAAACGUCUCAUACACUCACGGCCACGUGGGUAAUUUCGUUUGAACAGAUUGAGCGGCAGCAUCCCUUAGCCAGCGAGGUUCUGUCUUUAAUCAGUCUUUUUGAUUGCCAGGCUAUCCCGAAAGACUUUGUGGUUGAUUAUUGCCGCCGAAGAAAGUCAAAAAUGCCGGAGGCAAACCAAGCAGUAGAGCUGGUUAAGGCCUUCGGCAUUCUGAAAGCGUUUUCCUUCGUCUCAGAAGUGGAUAAUCAGUCUGUGGACAUGCACCGGCUAAUACAGGUAGUUACACGGAAAUGGCUGGUUAGUCGGGGUAGGAUGUCUGAGUUUACGAUGCAGGCGCUCCAGACAGUGUCAUCUGCGUAUCCCUUUGGGCAGCAUGAGACUCGGGAUUUGUGCCUACAGUACCUUCCGCAUGCUAAUGCUGUCCUUGAGAAUGCUAGUGCUGAUCUGGAAGACGGACAAGUAGCAAGGGCGUCUCUUUUGCAUAAUGUAGCAGGAUACUUCUUUUAUCGGGGACAGUGGAAGGAUGCCGAGUUAAGCCAAGCCCAAGCAGUAAAUAUGCGCAAACAAGUGCUUGGAGAUAAGCACCCCGACACGCUGAGCAGCAUGGCCAAUCUUGCGUCGACAUACCGGAACCAAGGCCGGUGGAAGGACGCGGAAGAGCUUUUUGUGCGAGUGAUGGAGACAAGAAAGAGAGUGCUGGGAGAGGAUCACCCCGACACGCUGAGCAGCAUGGCCAAUCUUGCGUCGACAUACCGAAACCAAGGCCGGUGGAAGGAGUCCGAGGAGCUAGAAGUACAAGUACUAGACACUAGUUCGACGGUACUUGGAGAGAAUCAUCCCAAUACCUUAAGAAGUAUGACCAGUCUUGCAUUAACGUACCAAGAUCAAGGCCGGUGGAAAGAGGCGGAAGAGCUAUUUAUGCAAGUGAUAGAUGCAAGUUCAGUAAUACUUGGAGAGGAACACCCCGAUAUGUUGAGAACUAAGACCAGUCUUGCAUCAACAUACCAGAUUCAAGGACGGUGGAAAGAAGCGGAAGAGCUGUUACUGCGAGUGGUGGAGACAAGUUCGGCGGUAUUAGGAGAGGACCAUCCCUCUACACUGAGCAGUAUGGCUAAUCUCGCCUCGACAUACUCGAACCAAGGCCGGUGGAAGGACGCGGAAGAGCUUUUUGUGCGAGUGAUGGAGACAAGAAAGAGAGUGCUGGGAGAGGAUCACCCCGACACGUUGAGCAGCAUGAACAAUCUUGCAAACACCUGGAAGAGCCAAGGCCGCUCUGAAGACGCGGUACAACUAAUGCGAGAUUGUGUUCUCCGCCAACAAAAGUUGCUCGGCUCCCACCAUCCGGAUGCAGAAUCAUCCUUAUCAACUCUGAUGGAGUGGGAAGAAAGCAGCCAAGCCGAGACCAGCUGA